This is a messenger RNA of Mytilus trossulus (common blue mussel), 3650 nucleotides long. Its product is annotated as FAS-associated factor 1-like. Gene Ontology annotation, cellular component: nucleus; endoplasmic reticulum. The record is from RefSeq and is a predicted model, not a curated record. Gene Ontology annotation, molecular function: ubiquitin binding. Lineage: Eukaryota; Metazoa; Mollusca; Bivalvia; Mytilida; Mytilidae. Bases 160 to 2211 code for a protein of 683 amino acids. The transcript is spliced from 18 exons.
AAUUAUAAUUAAAGAUAUAACAUAUCGUUGGAAAAGGAAACAUUUAACCUUUGACUGCUUUAAAAAUUCCCGAUAUAUACUAUUUUGUCAAACAUUGUUUUGAAAGUGAAAACGGAAGUAAAUAAAGGCAUGCGCGUAAAACCCGAAAAAUAGUCAACAAUGGCAGAUGGCGAGAGAGAACGGAUCUUGGCUGAUUUUCAGGCUUGUUCAAAUUUAGAAGAUGUGGAAACUUGUAUAGCUAUUUUAGAUCAGAAUGAAUGGAAUUUAAUGAGAGCUUUAGGAAAUGUGAUGCCUGGAACAGAAGGACAACAUUCACCAGUUUUCCAUGAUAUAGAGCCAGGAGAUCCAGCCCCUAUGGACAUAUCAAAUAGUUUCCAUCCAGGUGUAUUUCCUGAGCCUGUACCUAUUGACAAUAAUGUGGCCGAUUCUUUUGCUACCUUUGACCCAGGGUCAGCAUCUGGACCUUCUAAUUUUGAUAUUGGGCCUUCAACUAGUUUUGGUACCAGACGUGCAGGACAGAAAACAAGGAUGUUACAUUUCAUUAUAGAAUACAGAGAAAAAAACAUUGAUGUGUCUUUAAAUGACUCAGAAACUGUUGGUAAAAUAAAGGAAGUCGUACAUUCAAGGUUGGGUGUUCCUCCUGAACAUCAGGAAUUAAAAGGCUGGAAGAAAAUAAAACCUGACGAUUCAAAAAUUCUAAGAGAUUUGCAUUUGCCACAGGAAAAUACUCUGUUUUUACUAACACCACAUUUAGAUAACAAAAAGAUUGUGACAACAAACAGUGAGGAAUUUGACGGAAGCUUUACAGAAUCCUUGAAUAGAACAUACAAACUUGUAAUAAACUUUACGGAUAAUGGCACUUCCAAAGAAUUUAAUUUAAAUGUUCCAGGAAUCAAAACUGUAGGAGAGAUUAAAGGAGAUGUGUAUGCUAUAACCAAUGUACCAGCCAGACAUCAGAUAUGGUCUGGUUGGCCUCCUGUUGCUGAUGAUGAUACUAUGACUAUAGGAUGUGCUGGAUUAUCUAUACCAGAACACAAAUUAACCCUCACUAAAUCAAAUAUAACCCACAGACCACAAGCCAAAAAGACGGUUGAGGAUGUUAUAGCAGAUAUAAGUGACGAUGAAGAAGAUUAUCAAAGUUGUUCAUUUCAUACAGAACCUGAUGAUGACAUGUUUGAAUCAGAAGACUCAAUGACACGCAAAAUGACAGCGUUAAUACCUGAAACUGUCAAAGAUGAAACAGAAGCUUUAGAACAUUUUACUAGAGAAUUUCGUGAAAGAUAUGGAGAAAAUCAUCCAGUAUUUUUUGUUGGAACCCUAGAAAAUGCAUUAAAAGAAGCUUUACAAGGGAGAGCAAAAGAUAGAAAGUUAUUAGCCAUAUAUCUACAUCAUGACAACAGUAUUUUAUCUAAUGUGUUCUGCUCACAAGUGUUGUGUAGUGACAGUAUAGUUAAUUAUCUCAGUAAUAAUUUUGUUACAUGGGCCUGGGAUCUCUCAUUAGAAACAAAUAAUGCAAGAUUAAUAACCUUAGCAAAAAGACAUUUUGGUAGUAUUGCAUCAACACAGAUUCGCAAUUACAGACCUGAUCAACUUCCUGUUUUAUAUAUAAUCUCAAGGUCAAGGUCAUCCAAUGAAGUAGUUGAUGUCAUACAAGGUUCAGUGACAUUAGAUGAAUUAAUGACUAGGUUAAUACAUGUAGUAGAGGUAUUUAAUCAACAGCUAACAGGGGAGAUAGAAGAAGAGUCAGAAAGAGAUGCAAGAGAGAUGAUCAGGAAAGAACAAGAAACAGCUUUCCAGGAGUCAUUAGCUGCAGAUAAAGCUAAAGCUGAAGCAUUAAAACUUGAAAGAGAAGAGGAGAUGAAAAAACAGGCUGAAGAACAACGACAAAAAAUAGAGGAAGAACAGAAACAAGAAGCUCUUAUGUUAUCAGCAGAAAUUGCUAUGCCAGAUGAACCAAGUCCAGACUGUAAAGAUCCUAUAACAGUGUUACGGAUACGAACACCAGAUGGGGAGACAUUAUCUCGGAGAUUCAGAGCUGAGGAACCAUUAAAACACCUUAUUUAUUAUGUUACGUCAAAAGGCUUCAAUACAGAGGGAUAUAAACUGUUAACCACUUUCCCAAGAAAAGAUAUUUCACAAGAAGAUGAUAAAAGAACAUUACAAGAUUUAAAACUUUACCCUCAGGAGACAUUAAUGGUAGAAGAAAGAUAAAGAAGCAUGUUAACCCCCCAUUCUGUGUCUGUGAUAACCUUAUGUUCAUUAUUUAUUUGUCCUACUGUUAUGAAAUAGCAGCAGGGUGUGUCCCAUCAACAUACCAUACUCUAAGGGUAUCUCAAUCUUUCUUUUUAUUGAUAUUUCAGCAUGAAAAAGAUUUGCUGGGCUGGUACAAAUCUUCUUAUAUACGUAUUGUUCAUACAAUAUAAAAUUAGACAUUGUUGUGUUCAUGGAACAACAAAACCAUAAAAUUAAACAAUCAACAAAAGGACAUUUAUAUUUAUUUGUGUUGCUCAAAGUUUGAAAAUCCAACACAUGGAAAAUCAGCAUUCUUAAAUUUGAGUAUAUUCACGCUUAUUUAUGUUAUUUUAUUUUCUAAAGCUGAAAGUGAGACACAUGUAAAAGAGCAGUGAAUUGUUUUAGAGUAUUGUGAUUCAUUUUUUAAGGAAUAAUAAAUAACAAAUUGAAUGAACCUUCUUUGAGAAAAGGGAAAUCAUUUUGACUGUUGUAAGUGGUAGCUUUUUAUUUUAAUGUUUGAAGAAUAAAGUUGAUUAAGUAUAAGAUAUUUUUUAUUUAAUGCAAAUCACCUGAUUUGAAAAGGUAAUUUUGAUACAACCAUUAUCAGCUGUUGACCGGUGAAUAUAUUCUCUUAACAAGUGAACAUAUUUUUCAUUUGAGUCUUUUUUUCUGAAGCUAUUUACCACAUUUGUUAAUACCAUAAUGUCACUAUUGUGGUUCAUUUUAGCAGUUUAUAUUUUAUGAAUCUAAGAGUCAAAUAUUUCUUGAAAGUUUCAGUUCUGUUAUUCUUGUCCUAAAACUGAUUUCCUUUACAGGAGGAGCUAUUUUUUACCAAUUCAUCCUAGUCAUGAAAAUUUCACAUUUUACAAUAAACAUGAUUUCAAUUUGAAGGUCCACUUCAGCAUACUUUUUUAUAUACAUUUGUAUAAAAGACAUUUUCAGUUGAGAAGAAAAUAAUUCAGAUAAAUGAGAUAAUUCCAGUGUUCUGUGAACCACAAAAACCUUAUUUGACAUAAUUUAAAAAGUGUACCUCAUAAUAAACAUGUGUACAAAGUUUCUAGUUGAUUUGACUACAAAUUACCUAAAACCAAAACUUGAAACUGAUGCCAGUUGAACAAUUCAUUAAAGUCAGCUAAAUCUUUCUUAAAUUUUAACAUUACUUUACUAUUAAAAAAAUUAAUUGUAUGACUGCUGGCCAUGCUGUGUUUUAAUGUGUAUAUAUUUUACGUAUUAUAAACUGUGAGUUUUAAGGCAUGUACAUGCUUACAACAGUAUAGACAGGCUUUCUGCUCUGUAAUAUUGUGUAACUCAAUCUUUUAUUUUUAUUGAUUGAAAGCUGAUCUCUAUAGUUUUCAAAAUUGUCAUGGUAUUAAAAUGGCAAGAACUUGUUGUUUUAUAAAUAAAAUGAAAAGAAUUCA